Drosophila navojoa is the source of this 1414-nucleotide messenger RNA. It is a transcript of the gene Or63a, whose product is annotated as Odorant receptor 63a. Gene Ontology annotation, biological process: detection of chemical stimulus involved in sensory perception of smell; sensory perception of smell. Lineage: Eukaryota; Metazoa; Arthropoda; Insecta; Diptera; Drosophilidae. Gene Ontology annotation, cellular component: plasma membrane. The record is from RefSeq and is a predicted model, not a curated record. Gene Ontology annotation, molecular function: olfactory receptor activity; odorant binding.
CCCUUAAUAGGUUUAUAAAUGCCCAGCUCAAGCAGUUUGCUGGUAAUUAGUCAAGAUGUACUCGGAACUGGAAGUGAAAUUGCUGGAGCAGCGCAACUAUCAUCGAAUUAGGGAGAUGAUACGCGUCACCUAUACAAUGGGCUACAACAUUAUGAAGCCCGGACCUUGGGACAACCUCCUAAAGUUCUGGAGCUUGCUGCUAAUACUGUUCACGCUGCUCUCUUACUACGGCCAUUGGCAGCUGUUCGUGCACUACAUGCAGGACAUUCCGCGCAUUUCCGAGUCCAUUAGCACAAUUUUCCAGUCCCUGAUGUCCAUUACGAAGAUGAUUUACUAUCUCAUGGCGCCUCGCAGAUUCUACAUGCUGCUUCGACUCGUCUGUCGUCACGAGCUGCUGCAGACGUGCGAGCUGUUUGCAGCUGUCUCUGAUCUGCCUGUGGCACAGCCGUUGAAGCAGCGUGUGGCCGACACCAUGGAUCAGAGUUGGAUCAGCACGCGCCGGCAAUUGAUGUUCUAUCUGUUGUGCUGCAUUGGCAUCCUGUUGAAUUACUUUGUCAAUUCGCUGGUCGUCAACAUCUAUCACGCCCUCACGGAGCCCGACAACAACUACGAAGUGGCGCUGCCUCUGCCUUCGCUCUACCCGAACUGGAUGGACAAGGGCAUGACCUUUCCCUACUACCAUCUGCCUCUUCUCCUGGAGAGCUGUAACCUCUACAUCUGCGGCAUGGGUGCCGUUAGCUUCGACGUGCUCUUCAUCGUCUUCUGCAUGCAUGGCGUGGGUGUAAUGCACUCCCUCUCCCAUAUGAUUGAGUACGCCACCUCGCCGCUGAUUCCCCAAGAGCGACGAGUCCAAUAUCUGCGCCAUUGCAUCUAUCAAUAUCAGCGAGUCGAAGCUUUUGCACUGGAGGUGAAUAACACCUUUCGGCAAAUCAUUAUUAUCCAGUUCAUUCUAAGCCUCUUCUGCUGGGGUCUGGUGCUUUUCCAAAUCAGCAUUGGCAUAGCCACCAGCCUGACAAUAGCGCUGCGCAUGCUGAUGUAUCUGGCGGCCGGUGGCUAUCAAAUCGUCAUCUACUGCUACAAUGGGCAGCGCUUCACAACGGCUAGCGAGCGCAUUCCAAUGGCAUUCUACGAGUGUACUUGGUACGAGGAAUCCAGGGAAUUUCGGCAGCUCAUCAGAAUGAUGAUAAUGCGCGCGAAUCAGAGCUUCAGUCUGGACGUAUCCUGGUUCACAAAAAUGUCGCUGCCCACCCUGAUGUCGAUGAUACGCGCCAGCGGGCAAUACACGGUGCUAUUGCAGAACCUAAUGCAGAAGAAUUAAGGAAACGGCUCUGAAACUCUUUUCGCCCAUGCUAAACACUUGCUGUUGUUACCAACAUAGCAACACUCUAUCGACAGUCAAUCAAUAUAUGUUGUA